Molecule: messenger RNA, 1567 nt
Organism: Fundulus heteroclitus (mummichog)
Lineage: Eukaryota; Metazoa; Chordata; Actinopteri; Cyprinodontiformes; Fundulidae
Gene: laynb
Product: layilin b
Exons: 7
Coding region: 163-1242 (359 amino acids)
Molecular function (GO): hyaluronic acid binding
Source: RefSeq, a predicted model, not a curated record
CUCGACCUUUUUUUUUCUCCCUCUUUUUCUUUUUUUCCCCCCACUGAAGUCUUUCUCCACUGCCAUUAUUCCAGUUUGUGAAUUUCUUGGGUCUGGGGGUGAAGUUUGGUUUCCCCCAGUGUUUGUUUGAACAGCAGCUGAACACCGCGUGAACAUGUAGAAAUGGAUUUUAUGAGGCUUUUCGGCACCGUCAUCGCCGUUUUGCUUCAGCCUGGAUCCGCUUCGAAAAUAAAUGACCAGAAAAUCUGCAGACGCGGGACCGAGCGUCCAUGCUACAAGGUGUCCUACAUCCAGGAAAGCAGGCAUAGGUGGACGUUCGAGGAUGCCAGGCUGUCCUGCAGGUCGGAGGGAGGGGAACUGCUCAGCAUUGAAACAGAGAGCGAGCAGCGGCUGAUAGAGAGCUUCAUAAAAAAGAUGAGGGUUGGAGAUGGGGAUUUCUGGAUCGGGCUCCGACGCAGCCCGCAGCAUCAUAGAAACCCAGGAUGCCCCUCACAGUACUAUUGGGUCGAUGGAAGCAACGCCAAGUACAGGAACUGGAACUGGGACGAACCAUCGUGCGGCACUGAAAUGUGUGUGGUUUUGUACCACCAGCCUACUGCCCCAGCUGAUGAAGAAGGUCAUUUCCUGUUUAAGUGGAAUGAUGAGAACUGCAGCUCCAAGAACAACUUUGUCUGCAAGUACAAGGAAGAGAAACUACCAGUAUUUACAGGCGACAGGUUCAAAGCACAACCAGUUCCAUCCAUGAGGCCAAACAUAUCUACAAAGGGGGAUGAGAUGAUAACUAUGGGAUUACCUGAGUCGUCAGUAUCUUUCUCAGACAACAGCCACUAUGUUUCCUACAUCCUGUAUGCCACUAUUCCUGCUCUGCUGCUGCUGGUGAUGCUGCUAGCAGCCGCUGGGUUCUUCUGCUACCGACACCGUGCGAAAAGGAGGAAGACAGAGACGGAGAGCUUCUCCAGCAGAUCGAAGCAGCUGAUGCCAACAUCGGCGUCUGCUUCCUCCAUACAAGGACCUUACGCCUUUAGUGACAUUACCAAACUGCCUCACACUGCUCUGGACUACAGAACGCAGGCAGAAAUCAUGACAAAGUACUCCUGGCCUCCGUCGCACGACGCCCAGUACGCCGAUUACGAGAACGUGACGUGUUCGGAGAAGGAGACGGGCUUUGUGACCAAUGACAUCUACGAGCCCUCCAGAACAGUCAGUCAGGCUGGAUGGGUGGAAAAUGAGAUCUAUGAGUAAUAUUGUUUAUGUCGAUCUGAGCUCCGGGAGCGUCUGUGAACUUGUAAUAAUUAAAGGAACAUUAUUAGGUAGGAAGGGGAACAUAUACUGGUCUAUAUCCUUUUCUUACUGCAUAUCUUGCUCGUUUAUCUGUGCGGUACGGGAUCACUAAAUAUACAAUUGAGUUGGCCUGGUUUUAUGUGAAUACCUUUUAAAGUGCAAAUUUAUUCCUUGUGUAUAUAUGAGCCAUUCUGAACAUCUCUCUUUUGGUGAGUUAUAACACCUUAUUCAGGAAAUAAUCAUAUAUGUCAAACCUUUUCAAAUAAAUGCUAAUAUUAAUCAAAAA